UUCCGAUGUACACAACAAGUGCCAUCCGUUUGCCUCUCUGCUCGUCAAACCAGCGAGAAAUGACAACGUCGAGCGUCUAGCAAUUACUCGAGUAGAACCCGAACCUAACAACAAGCGAAAUCCUUCCCACAUCGAAUCAAAUUUGUCAUCGAAUUUUUUUCCUAGUCGAAAUUCGUCAUGAAACGAUUUCUACGCAAAUCGCCGAGCAGCAAGGAUUCAGUCAAGCAAAACCCUCCGACAUUUGACUCAACUGGGAGUGGCAGCGCGGUGCACGAAGGUGGCGCAGAGACUCAGAGCGGGUGGGAUUUGAGGCUAUCGACGAGGCUCGUCUAUCUCGGCUGCAAGCAAAUCUCCGAGGCGAAGUCGCUAAAGCUGCUUUACGACAUCACGAAGCAACUUAAGGAGCGAGAGCGUCAGGAGAAGCGUGGUAAACAAGUCGUAUUCGAGCUGCACGCGUUGAACAUUGUGGUCGUCGAUGCGGUCUCAACGACGCCGGAUUUGAAUAUUCCGCUCAUGUGCGUUUCCAUGUGCGCCAACGACAAAUCGAAGAGCGUCGCCGACUGUUUUGCCAUCGUCGCCACUGCGAAGCCCGGAGUUCACGAGUGCCACGUCUUCCAGUGCAAGUCGAUGAAAGAGGUCCAGAACGUCGUCCAAAAUGUCGCUCUCGGAUUCAAACUACUUGGACGGACGCGCAGACUCUCAGAUCAGUCGUCGAAUCCGUCUCCGGCUCCGAGUCCGAUUUUGCCUAAAGAGAUGAGAAAAAUCUCGGAAGAAUCGACGCAUUCGCAUCGGCCAGCGUCUCCGAGACCGUCUUCUGGAGCGACGAGCCUGUCGAGCUACUUUAGUUCGUCUAGCAGUAACGUGAAUCGUUUGAGUGAUCAGUCGAGUUUGCUCGGCUCGGAGACGAAGUCUGGGUCGAUCCACAUCGAGUUGGACGCCGGUCUCGUUCCGCCGGUGACGGAUGCGAUCGAGGAGGAACUGCAUUUGCGUGUCGAUCGAAUUGUUGUUGACAGGGAACGUUUGCAGCUCGUUUGCAGAACUGGCGAUCCGGCUAUUCUACCUGAUGAGUCGCCAGGGUUUAUUUCUGCUCUUUUUUAUAUUGGAAAAUCUGACGUGCAAGGUCUUGCACGCCUUGUAGACGGCGGUUUAUCUGUAAACCAAUGUGACUCACAAGGGCGCACACUAUUGCACUUUGCUACCGCGUGUGGAAACGAAGAUGUUGUCAGGGUUCUUCUAGAAAGUCUAACUACAUGCUUAGUUGUUGUCUUUCAUGUCUAA
Molecule: messenger RNA, 1278 nt
Organism: Corticium candelabrum
Lineage: Eukaryota; Metazoa; Porifera; Homoscleromorpha; Homosclerophorida; Plakinidae
Exons: 5
Coding region: 178-1278 (366 amino acids)
Molecular function (GO): protein binding
Source: RefSeq, a predicted model, not a curated record